This is a messenger RNA of Maudiozyma barnettii, 1203 nucleotides long. RefSeq names its product Pex32p (gene PEX32). Bases 1 to 1203 code for a protein of 400 amino acids. The record is from RefSeq and is a predicted model, not a curated record. Gene Ontology annotation, biological process: peroxisome organization. Gene Ontology annotation, cellular component: peroxisomal membrane. Lineage: Eukaryota; Fungi; Ascomycota; Saccharomycetes; Saccharomycetales; Saccharomycetaceae. The transcript has a single exon.
AUGGAAUCACCACAUUACGCUCAGUUUGUAACUCAAAUUAACCAGAGGAUACCUUUAAUCAUGACUACUCCUCUUCCUGUUUUGAAAGGUUUAUCUGAUCUAUAUCCUUUACUAAUAAUUAUUGAUAAUAUUUUGAGUACAUUACUAUGGACCACAGAUGAUUCCCCAUUGAUUUUCGUAAAUAUGAUGAUGGUAUGUCUCAGCAUACGGUAUCUCUUCAUACCGAAUAAUUUAAUUAUUACUGAGACCUGUGUUCAACACAUGCUACUAGAUUAUCUUGGUUUGUUAUGUACAAGUUUUCUUAUGUGUUCCACUGGUUAUUACUUACACACAGUCAUUAUGGAAACCAGAAAUUCAGAACCACCAACAGUUGAUGAUAUUGUUAUUCUACUAGAAAACGUGGAACACAAGUUACAUGUCAUUAAGAAAGAAGCUUUAAAUUUAUUUGUAAUUAAUAACUACAGGGUGCUUUUCCAAUGGUUAACUUUGGCAACUUUUAUUCAAGUAUUAAUUUUCAAAUUUCAUUUGUUACCAUAUAUCAAUGAUACCAAGUCCUAUUUAAUAGUAGCAUUUAUUACAGUAUCAAUAUUCCAUACACGAACUAUUCAAGGAUUACUACAAAUAUUAUGGAGACUCCAAUACUUACGAAUUGUAUACUUCUGGUGGAGAGGACCCCAUGAUAAGUUCUAUAGUAUAAAAAAUUUGGCUCCAUUAGCUUAUUUUAAUAUGAUCAUAUCAAAUCAAUCAUAUAUCACUGUUAAAUUAACUAUUCAAAAUACGGAGGAACUAAUUAAAAUAGAAACAUUAAGAAACAGAUUGAUAGAAUUGUAUGAACAAGAAGAAAAUAUACCACAAAUGACUGAAAUAUCUACGCCUUCCUUAACAUUUAAUAUUAUGAAAAUAUGUGUUAAAGAAAAUCAAAGAAAAUGGCAGAAUGGUGCAUGGACAGAAAAAACGUUAUCCUACGAGAGAAGUAAUUUCACAAUCGUUUCUCCGUUUGGAACUGUAUUCAAUUCAGAUAAUCCUUUGAACUACGAGACAAAUGUUCCACCAAACUGGAUAAAAUUAGAUGAGAUGUGGAAUAAAUCCCCUUGGACCUAUGGUGAUGGUAAUUGGCAAGUCAUUGGAUCAAAGGAUUCCACGGAAUGUUUUACAAGAACAAGAUCAUGGAGUUUUAGGAUCUUUCAGAGAAAACCCAAGUAA